Ichthyophthirius multifiliis is the source of this 1140-nucleotide messenger RNA. RefSeq names its product protein kinase domain protein. NCBI's taxonomy places the organism in Eukaryota, Ciliophora, Oligohymenophorea, Hymenostomatida. The transcript is spliced from 2 exons. The record is from RefSeq and is a predicted model, not a curated record.
AUGGUUUAUAAUUGUUAUUAAUAAAAUAAUCUUAUAUAUGAAGGAGAAGUAUUCAAAAGUAAAAAACACGGGUUUGGAAUUUCCUAUUAUAAAAGUGGCACCGCAUAUUAUAAAGGUACUUAUAAAUAAGGAUUAAAACAUGGAAAAGGAAUAAAAUACUCGAAAGACGGAUAAAAGUUAUUCGAAGGAUUUUACAAAGAAGACAUUAUAGAUGGAAAGGGAAUUUUUUAUUACGAAAACGGAAUUUAAAAGUUUGAAGGAAAUUUAAAGAAAGGAAGAUUACAUGGUUUAGGAACUUAUUAUGAUAAAGAAGGUGUUAUUUGUUUCAAAGGUUAGUUUAAAAAAGACAGAAAAAAUGGAAAAGGAAUUAUUUAUUAUGAUAAUGGAAAUAAAAUGUACGAAGGUAAUUUCAAAGAAGAUAAAUAGGAUGGUUUAGGAAUCUAUUAUAAUUAAGAUGGGAAAAAAAUAUAUGUAGGAAAUUUCAAAAACAAUAAAUUUUAAGGUUAUGGUAUUAUUUAUUUUUAAAACGGACAAAAAAAAUACGAAGGAGAUUUUCAAAAAGGGAUUAAAGAAGGAAAAGGAAUACAAUAUGAUAGAAAUGAAAACAUUAUUUAUUAAGGUUAAUUUAAGAAUGGGGUUUAUAAUGGAUUUGGUACUAUUUAUUAUGAAAAAGAAAAGAAUAUAAACCAAGAAUUUAAAAAAAACAAUUUAAAAGGAUUUUUCGAUGGAUUCGGGAUUUUUUAUUAUUAAAAUGGAAAUAAAAAAUAUGAAGGAAAAUAUAAAUAUGGAAAAGCAAAUGGAAAUGGAGUUUAAUAUUAUUUAAACAGAAACAAGUUCUAUGAAGGUAAUUUUAAAGAAGGAAAAUGGGAUGGAGAAGGUGUUUAAUAUUUUCAAAAUGGAAACCUUUUUUACGAAGGAGAAUUCAAAGAUGGAAUGUGGAAUGGAAAAGGAAUUAAAUAUUUUGAAAAUGGAUUAAAAAGCUAUUAAGGUGAUUACGAAUAACACUAAUAAAAUGGAAACGGGACUUUAUUCCAUGAAAAUGGAAAAAAAUAAUAUAAUGGAUAAUUUAAAUAAGGAAAAUAAUUUGGGAAAGGAGUUUUUUAUGAUAUAAAUGAAAAUAUAAAAUAUGAAAAUGAAUGA